Messenger RNA from Penicillium oxalicum, 2208 nucleotides. RefSeq lists its product as uncharacterized. The record is from RefSeq and is a predicted model, not a curated record. Bases 1 to 2208 code for a protein of 735 amino acids. NCBI's taxonomy places the organism in Eukaryota, Fungi, Ascomycota, Eurotiomycetes, Eurotiales, Aspergillaceae. The transcript has a single exon.
AUGAUUCACGGAACCUUUCAGAUUCCUUUGGGUCACCGGAUUGUUCUCUAUGGACUUUUCCCAUUUCUCUACUUCUGGUUCGCGGCAUUUCAAUAUUCGAAGAGCCCGAAAUGCGAUGAGUCGAUCCCGCCGCAUUCCAAUGAUAAAUCCCGCGCUGAGAUCAAAGCCUUGAAACCAAAUGGCGCAGACACUGAGAGUCAAACCGCCAAAGAAAAUGAGCUGGAAUUCUACAAGGAAUUUUACUUCAAGCUCCAGAAUUUGGAGGAUUUCCCCGAAACAAAGAGACGCGCUCAAGAGCUGUUCACUGCCCUUUUAUCGCAAGCAUUGAGAGACUUUGCCAGCGCCGAGGACAAGAGCAUAUUGUCAUUGGGCCACUUUGACAAAGACGAUCUUGCCAAAUUCAUGCAAUGUCAUCAAGAAAGAAUCUCCACUCGAUAUGAAGAAUACAUUCGGCGCCGGCAGACCGGAGGCCCGCGCGAGCUCUUCCAGAACCGACAAGAUGCCGGAGAAUGGUUGAGAGAGAUUGCACCCUUGAAGCUCGUUGAUGGUGCAUGGCUCGGUCACUUGAACACCAUCACUAUGCCAUUUGCACUGCGAUCCAUCAUCAAGCAGACAUGGCAAGUUUUUAUUGAGGAGCUGGGCAAUGGCAGCGCGGAUCAGCACCACGUCAAGAUCUUUGAGGAUCUGUUGCGCAAUUUCGAACCUGACCUUCCCUCACCGACGUCGAGGGCUGUGCUGCAUCCACGCUUCCAGUUGGGAAGUGUGAAAUACUGGAGAGCAGCUGUAGCACAGCUGUUGGUGUCGUUGUCUCCUCACGAGUACUUCCCGGAGAUUCUCGGGUUCAAUAUGCACUUUGAGUGUCUACAGCUCGAUACGUUGCAAGCCGCGAAGGAGUUGCCAGAAGUUGGCCUGAGCGCCGACUAUUUUCUACUUCAUGUCUCAAUUGAUAACAAUCACUCCGGACAUGCCGCUAUGGCGAUGGAAAGCGUCAUAGAUUACAUUGAGCACGUGGCACAGACAGAGGGCCGCAUUGCUGCCGAUGUGGCUUGGAAAAGAGUCCAGGCUGGAUAUGUUCUGAGUGAAUGGCAAUCCAGAGAAGCAUCCCUUGACCUCAGAAAAAUAAAGAGCUUUGGAGCUGGCUCUUUGACAAGGCUCGAGUCCAAUGUGCUGGCCAUCUUCGACUCCAAGAUUCAUGCGGCUCAUCGACUGCACUGUGCAAGUGCGGCCCGAAUUGGCGGGCGCACACUCUCCGAAUGGCUCGAUCCUGAUGCCUUUUCCAGGGAGGAAUGGCAGCAUGAAUUCAUUCGAUCUCUUAGAAAGAGCAAGCCGUGGGUGUAUCCCGGUGAUAGCCAAAAAAGCAGACUCGCGAAAGAGCUCCGAUGGGGUGGCAAGAUGUAUGGGGCUUUCACGAAGGCCGAACUCGACACCCUGGAUCUAUGGAUCGAAAUCUUAGGCCAGAAAGAGCCUUUCUACAUUACAUUUAUCAAGCCCACGGAUCUUUCUCUGUGUCAAAACUCCGUGAACGCAGUCUUGAGUGAGAAACCUCCCUCUGCGACAUCCCAUGAAAGCAGUGUUCUCCGGACGACAUAUCAAUCAAAUGAGGUGCAUGGAUCAAACUCCCUGGUCGGAGUUAAUCUCUCCCUUUUGCUUCCUCUCUGGUUCACCCAGUGCUGUCUUUUGGAAUCAUAUCUAUACGCACCCGGACGAUCAACGGACGUCAUCGGCUGCGCCAUCGUAAGAUUUUUGCGGGCGCAAUUUGGAUAUGAAGCCGAGGACGCAAUUGUGACGGGGACCCACGAGCCUCGCUCAGCCGAAAACGGUGGACUCGUAGAGAUUGGCUUUGAAAUUAUUCAACGCGCGUCUCUGUCUCUUCCCAAAGAUCUUGGGGAUGUUCUCGCUUGCUGGCCUUGCAGCUUUGCCACUGAAAUGCUUGAGCUGGCCUCCAAGCCCGUUCAGAACUUGGGUCUUUUGCUGGGAAUGUCUGCUGCCUUCGUGGAAAUGCAGGAAAGAGUCUCUGAAUUUCCUAAUUCAACUCUUCUUGGUCCACAACAAGCUGUGCGCCUUGCUUGGUUAGCACGGCGACAGUACCAAUGCUUGCGACUUUGUUUCGAUGAGAUUACCACGAACCAUUCACACCUCAGGGAUUACCAGCGAGGCUACAACAGGGCAAGGGGUGAACUACAAAAAUGCUUCGAAGCAGAAUCGUGA